AUGCUUUGGAACAGAGUUCUACGGAUCGUGGUCACUGAGGGCAACGCCACGGACUCCUCCGACGAUGAAGGGGAGAGGGCGGUGGGGAUGUGGAGGAGGGUGAAGAGGCACAUGUGGGGGAUCAAGUUUGUGCCGACGCCGCCGUUUGACGCCUGCAGCCGGAAGUUCAAAGGAGUGCGUAAACGGCCGAGGGGGCGUUGGGUGGUGGAGAUUCGCGUCCCCGCACGGGGGAAACGCCUCUGGCUCGGCACCUAUGACAGCCGGAAAGAAGCCGCCACUCUGUACGACAACGCCUCCGUGAGACUAAAAGGCCCUAACGCCGUCACCAACUUCCCGAAAAAAACGGUAACCGAGACGGCCGUCGAUACCUCGCUCACCUCAAGGAACGCGGCUCUGUCCCCCGCCUCCGUCCUCCGUUACGACGAUUUCACUCCGUUCGAUAGCCCUGUGCAGAGUGACUUCAUCCCAAACGAAGCUGCCGCCGUCAACGAAUUCUUUGCGUUAGAUAAUCUUGAUUUCGAAAACUUUGACUUUGACUUUGACUUUGACUUUGACUUCGACUUCGACUUCUUCGGCUUACCAAGUUUUCCAUUAUUCGCUACACACUGCGUCCAUGAAUUUGACGAGUUUGAUGCUGAUAUUUAUUAG
Messenger RNA from Ipomoea nil (Japanese morning glory), 648 nucleotides. Its product is annotated as pathogenesis-related genes transcriptional activator PTI6-like. The record is from RefSeq and is a predicted model, not a curated record. Gene Ontology annotation, molecular function: DNA binding; DNA-binding transcription factor activity. The coding region runs from base 1 to 648 and encodes 215 amino acids. The transcript has a single exon. NCBI's taxonomy places the organism in Eukaryota, Viridiplantae, Streptophyta, Magnoliopsida, Solanales, Convolvulaceae. Gene Ontology annotation, biological process: regulation of DNA-templated transcription.